Molecule: messenger RNA, 1263 nt
Organism: Necator americanus (New World hookworm)
Lineage: Eukaryota; Metazoa; Nematoda; Chromadorea; Rhabditida; Ancylostomatidae
Exons: 13
Coding region: 1-1263 (420 amino acids)
Biological process (GO): nucleotide-excision repair involved in interstrand cross-link repair; resolution of meiotic recombination intermediates; double-strand break repair via homologous recombination
Cellular component (GO): nucleotide-excision repair factor 1 complex
Molecular function (GO): single-stranded DNA binding; damaged DNA binding; single-stranded DNA endonuclease activity
Source: RefSeq, a predicted model, not a curated record
AUGACUAAUGUACUCGGCUUAUUAAUGGAGCCGGAAACCUCUACUCCAUCCGUAACAACGAAGCCUGAACCUCCCGAUGAUGGAUAUGAACCGACCGAAGAGGCAAAAACUAUUGGAGGACACGAGAAGGUACCUCUUGUAAUAAUGGCAUAUGGUGAGCGUUAUACGAUCCUAAAACAACUGGAACAAAUGAAACCAACAGUGAUUAUCCUUUACAAUACUGAUGUAGUUACUUUAAGACACAUUGAGAUGUAUAAAGCUUACCAUUCGAAUUUAUUCCUGCAUAUUUUCUCAUUGAUGUACCGGGAGUCAACGGAGGAGUCACGUUAUUUAACAGCUCUUAAGAAUGAAACUGAUGCUUUUGCAUCACUUUUCAAAGAGGAAAAGGUUCUGUUGAUUCCCCGCCGAUAUGAGACUGAACGUGAGCAGGUACUUCGUCUAGAGUUAUCAACACGAGACGGCGGAGGACAGGCGCCGGAUUCGGAUGAAAGGCCAAAGGUGAUUGUUGAUAUGCGUGAAUUCAACAGUGAACUUCCUACUGUACUUUACAAGAAAGGUUACGAUGUUGUUGCAGUCACUCUUGAGGUCGGUGAUUACGUUUUAUCUCCUGGAAUCGCAGUUGAACGAAAAGCUCUGGACGAUCUGACGCAGUCUCUUCAGUCCGGUCGUGUGUUCAAACAGUCUGAACAGAUGAUACGUCAUUAUGCGAAUUCAGUUCUUCUAAUUGAAUCAAAUCGAAAAUUCGAGUCAAAAAUAGUUAACGGAGGUCCAUUCCAGGGAGAAUUGACACGACAUUGUCGUGAGGUUCGAGCUCUGUUGUGUUCGUUGUUGCGAGCAAGUCCAAAACUCAAACUGAUUUGGUCGCUAUCGCCGGCAAACAGCGCGGAGUAUUUUGCGGAGAUGAAGCUGAAUCGUCCUGAACCAGAUCCGGAGAAGGCUAUGUCACUCAAAGGAGACGAUGCUUUUGAGCGAGUUGAAGAAGAUCUUACUAUUUCUCCGGAUAAAAGACGUAAACCAAAUCCAGUACUGUUACGACAUAUGUCUCAGCACUUACCUGGUAUGGGUAGAGGAGAUGUGCAAACGAUGAUGCUUAGUCAGAAGGUGAAGAACUUACGCGAGCUGCUGAUGAUGUCUGCCGAACAAUUACACGGUGUAAUUGGAUCACAUGCCGAUAGGAUUAAAAAAAUGAUAUGUGUGUGGCUCUGCAACCGAGAAAUCUUUGCAUCAAAAUCAUGCAACAGACGGAGAUUAAAGAAGUGUUGA